UAUUUCGAGUUGCGAGAUCAACUUACCGUAGUUUAAAUAUUAUUUUCUAAAUUAUGUUUGAUUAUAAUAAAUCGAAUGGGAAAGUUUCAGUACCAUAGAAUUAGACUUCUUUAAAUUGUAAAUGUGACUAUUAAUGGCCAAUAUAACGAAUGGCUGGAUUUAGCUGGUAUUUGUCUGAAGGCUUCCAAGUAAUAAUUGAGAAGUCUAGAGAAGAAAAAUGCUCAUUAAAAGAUGUACAAUUGCGUUUUCUGUGCCCUGAUGAUUUGGAAGAGGUAAGAGCACUAUGCAGAGAAUGGUUUCCUAUAGAAUAUCCACAAUCUUGGUACGAGGAUAUAACAUCCUCUGAGAAAUUUUUUGCUCUAGCAGCUGUAUAUAAGAGUCAAAUUAUUGGUCUCAUAGUUGCCGAAAUAAAGCCAUAUCUCAAGUUAAAUGCUGAAGAUAGAGGAAUACUAUCUAGGUGGUUCGCCUCCAAAGAUACCCUUGUAGCGUACAUACUAUCAUUAGGUGUAGUGCGUUCCUACCGGCGUUCAGGUGUGGCCACAUUACUCCUAGAUGUAUUCUUGAAUCAUCUUGCAGGCCCAGUGUCUCAGCCUCCACAUGAGCAUCGUGUUAAAGCAAUUUUUUUACAUGUCCUUACUACUAAUAAAGAAGCUAUACUGUUUUAUGAGAAAAAACGAUUUCACCUACACUCGUUCCUUCCCUACUACUAUUCCAUAAAGGGUAGAUGUAAAGAUGGUUUUACUUAUGUCUACUAUGUCAAUGGUGGACACGCUCCAUGGGGCCUCUAUGACUAUUUCAAAUAUGUUGCCAGAGCUGCUUUGAGAGGUGGUGGUCUUUACCCUUGGAUAUGGGGAAAAUUUCGUACAGCGCUCACAAUAGCAUGGCACAGAUAACCAGUGAGUGACAUUUUAAAACAUAGACAAUUAAAAAUGUUUUUGACAGCAAACAGAUGUUAGAUGUAGACAAACUUAUGCUUGUCUUCCAAGUUUUACUAUACAGUGACUAAAUUUAUUAAAACUUGUAUAUUUUUAAUGAGAUUCUGCCUUAUUCUACUUAAAGUUUCAGUAAUUCAUUUUUAAUUAUCAAUAUAUACAUAAUGGCUGUGUACUCUUGCCAGAAAAUCUGGGCAGAGACAAAUAUAAACAGAACAAAGACAAUUAUUAUAAGAUGACUGGUAUGUAAGAAUUUAGUAUCAAGAUAAAUUUAAAAUGUAUAAUUUAAGAAGGUUUUUGUUGUGACUUUACUAAGGUCACUAAACAAUGCUAUUGUACUUGAAAGGUUUUUCAUUUAUAAUAGAGGCUAAUUACCGUAUAAGAAAUUAUAGAAAAGGUUAUGUGAACAUUUUCUUUAUUCUUAUUAAACAUUGAGUUAAAUACAAACCUAAAUACAUAUAUACUUUUUUAUGAAGCAUAGUAUAAAUUAACAAUAUAGGUAAUUAAUAUAUUAUUUUGCAGCCUUUGUGAAAAUUAUUUAUUACACCACCUUUGUGUUUAUUGUCAAAGAAUGAUAUUUUUUUUAUUAUUAAUUAACAAUAUAAGACCCAAAUUAUAAUACCCCUUUAUAAAUUUUUAUUUUCUUCAUUUUAUUUUUCGCGCUCGUGUUAAGUCUAUUGUAAUGUGAUGCAACAUCAAUUAUGUUUAAGAAAGGAAGUUGCAUAGGAAAUUGCAGUUGUAUUGAAUCCUUGAAAGUAUGAAUCAAAAUACUUCAUUAUGGUCAAGACGUCAAUACAUAUAUUUUUGUUCUAUCUAUGAAAAAUGUAAUUAUCUUUUAACAUCGAUGGUACCUGGUCCUUCUGGUAUUAUGUUAAUCUAUUAUAAUAUAAAAAUUAGCACUUAAAUGUGACGUCAGCCAUUUUAUGUGAUUUAUUAAUUUUAAUAUCUUAAUAAAUUUAAAUUAUCCGUUAACGUAAUAUAUAGUAGGUUAUUUUCUUAUUGAUAUGGUUAAAGUGUUAUCUAGAACGAAAUAUGUACUUUUUGAGCCUUUGUAUUUUUAUUCAUAUCCAGAACGCACUAUAUACCUAUUAACAUGAAAUCGACAGUAUGGAUUGAUUCACUGCCAGAGAUAAGAGCUGUAGUUAAAUAUAAGCAGUCUAAUGAAACCUCAUUAAGAACUUGAAUUACUUUAAGAAAUAAAAUCUAGUCUGGCUGGAAUUAUGUAAAGAAGAAGGUUAUAAAGUUUUAGCUAUUCGAAUUUUAAUUUUUUAUGAAAUUUAUCAUCUAUAGCACGAUCUAUUCGAUUUAAUUGUAACAUUUGUAAUAUAGAAACUACUAAGUACGUGUUGAGUGUAAAUGGCGUGGCAUGAAAUGUUGAAUGUGCCUGUGUGUUCACAUUAGGUAAAUUUGUACCGAGGAGUGCGUUAUUAAAUGUUAAAAUAUCAUGCAACACAUUUCGUAACAUGACGUAUGUAAAUAUUUUCUGUAUUUCUGUUAAAUCAGUAUUAACAAAAUUCAAAUUUGGAAUAACUGACAUAGAUGAAGGAUCUUAUUUUGUAUAUUGAUAAGCACAUAGACAAUGACUAUAGAAGUAAUUCCUAACAGAGAGUAUCCUAAGUUUUAUCACUUUUUCGCUUUACUAACGAUAAUUUUAAAUUUAGAAUUGUGUCCGAUUAUAGUUCACAUACCAAAGUCAUGUAUGUAUUUCAUUAAUAGAUUUAUAUAUAAGGAAUGGUUAUUGACAAUUAUAGUAUUAUUUUUAUGUGUUUAUUUGUGAUACGCUAAAAGUCAAAAUUAUUUAUGUCGCGCAAUUGAAGAUCAUCACUGAUAUUGAGAAAAGUAUUGUUAAAUUAAUAUUUAAUUUCUAUAAUGUAAAAUAAAUAUCAUUGUUAA
This is a messenger RNA of Pieris napi, 2825 nucleotides long. It is a transcript of the gene Naa60, whose product is annotated as N-alpha-acetyltransferase 60. Gene Ontology annotation, biological process: N-terminal peptidyl-methionine acetylation. Gene Ontology annotation, cellular component: Golgi membrane. The coding region runs from base 150 to 893 and encodes 247 amino acids. Gene Ontology annotation, molecular function: histone acetyltransferase activity; protein-N-terminal amino-acid acetyltransferase activity. Lineage: Eukaryota; Metazoa; Arthropoda; Insecta; Lepidoptera; Pieridae. The transcript has 5 exons. The record is from RefSeq and is a predicted model, not a curated record.